CUACACACAUGGACUGGUCUGGGGAGGGAAUUCCCCAAAACAUUGUGUACGGGCGAUUCCGUUCGGUGCAUCUGUGACCAAGUACAGUCGUCUGUUAGGCCUAACGGCUGUAGCGUGCAAUAAGCAUGGUGAACGGGACGUGACAAUUGAUGGUAACAGCUACUGGAUAUAUAAAUCAAGUAUCACAAAGGUCUUCAAGAAUAGCACUCAUCUUGAGAAGACUGGUCAGAUCCAGGCCUGCAACUACCCCAGGCUCGUGUGUAUAUUGCCUGGAUUCUUGCAGUUGAUGAGUGGAUGAUAGGAACCGCCUGUGUGUGAGACUGUUUGUGCUCUAACAGGGAGUUUACAAGGAUUACCAAAGAUAACAUGGAUUACAGGAGGAUAAUUACCUGACGUUCAGAGGUCGAUCAGAACGUACAUCCUGAGUAAUAACAUUUUGCUUGCAGAUCGGGACAAAGAUGACAGCCAUCAACAUGUAGACCACCAGAUGGAUGAGUAUAGUAAUGACAAUCGCCAUGGAAACAAAAGGAAGCCAGCCAUCCACAAAUCUUCAAAGUCUGGAGCGCACUCUCAGUCGAGUGGUGUCCAUGGUAAUAAUAGUCGACGGUCAUCUGAGCCACAGUUGGCCACCAGAGGGAGUGACAUGUCUAGAGAAAGAAAGGAUAAGGUCAAACCUUCGAACCAUUGUAUACAAGAUGGUCAAAAUGGUGCAGCAGGCGAGGGAAGGGACAGAAACUCUGUCAGACAAAAGCUUGACUCAAGUGAUGGAUCCGACGAUCAAGGCAUCGGCAACAGGAGAGAUUCCGGCAGGAGUAACCGUGCAGAAAGAUCUAAAAAGUAUGCCACCUGGGACAAAAACAUGCAGAAACGACGAGCCAAAGUGUUGCAGCUGCAACAGGAAGGGCAGACAAGUGCUGAUGAUACCUUCAUCAACAAAAAGGGGAGGCAACUCCCUGACAACUAUUACAAACUGUCACGGAGUAUCUCAACAGACCUGGCAACUUUGCGCAACAAGACUCAGAUGCUGCAAUCAGCUAGUGUUUACAACACAAGCGGGGAUAUGUCAGCGCCAUAUACCCAAAUCUCAAAAUCUUCUUCCCAGAGUCAAAAGACUUCAGUCAACAAUCACUGGCAGGCAUUUGACCAAUCAAAACACAGUAACUUGUACAACUCGGCAGGGACACAGAAUAACUACAGUGAGAACAUUCCUAAACAGCGGACCAUGUCUCUCGGUGACGUACGACGGUCAGCUUUUUACCGCAUCAACUCAAACACCCCUUCCAUUCCCUCCUCACCCUCCGAUCACAAGGACACAUACAUUGACAUAGACAGCCUCAUAGCCAAUGACAUCCACGCCCAUCAAGCGGAAGAGAAUGAAAGGGCCUUCCCGACACUGGAAGGGUACAGACGUCACGGUUUGACACACAGCUUUCCCAGUGCACCCUACACAACACUAAAACAUUUAAGUGAGAAAAGUAUAUGUUCCUCUUUGCUAGGAUUAAUGAUGUUCCUUAUAGCCGGCUUUGUGCUAUUUCUACCUCUGGCAGCCAUCUUUCUAAUUCUAUGCCCCUUGUGUUUCUUUGUGAAGAAAAUAUUUUCAUGCUGUUGUUGCUAUGGAAAAAAGUGUCAAUGUGGAACUCUCCUAUCUCCAAAGGAGAGAGCAUGGGCAGAAAAUUUGGAAACCAGCACCGUUGUGUACCAAUGUGUUGUUAUAGUGGAGUAUGGUCUAACGACCUACAAAAUACGGGAGUUGGUGAGAAAUCGACUAAUAAAGGCAACAGAUAAAAAUGGCAAUAGAUUAUAUCCAAAAUUUACAAAGAAAAUUGUGAAUACUUUUUCUGGCCCAUCUUGGAUUCAGGAUGAGGCUUUCCUAAUAAACAACCACGUUUUUAAUAUGCCUUCCUCCAUAGAAAAUAUGGAGGACCUCCAGGAAUAUAUAUCAGAAUCUAGCUCGAAACCUCUCUCUAUGCACCAUCCUCUGUGGGAAAUCCAGGUUCUGACCGACUUUGCCGAUCAGCGAGACACGGUUGUAUUGUUGCGCAUUCAUCCAUGUAUCGCUGACGGAAUCUCACUCGUACAACUUCUGUAUAAGGCUAUUGUGGAUAUGGAGUCCAUCACCAUCGCUAUGCCAAAGUUCUCUAGUCGUCGGCGUUUCUGUAAUGCCGUCCAGGCAUUCUUCAGUGGCCCGUUGGUUUUUUUGAAACAGUACGUGUUCAAAAAGCAAGAUUUUAAUAUGCUGCAUGGCCAACACAUCCACGCCACGGGCAAACAGGUGAUAGCUUGGUCAGAGCCGUACAGCCUUGAGCAAGCCACACGUCUUUCUCAGGUGACGCGUUCCACUCUAAAUGACAUCUUCCUGUCUGUCACAGCAGGUUGUCUACGUAAUUAUCUGCAGACGAAUGGAAUUCCGAAUCCGUAUGACAUGCAGGCCCUGGUACCUGUACACUACCAUUCGGGACCCUCACCCCUUCAUCUGCAAAACAACGACUGUCUGUUUAUCCCCGUCUCUAUUCCUUCAAACACAGAAGGUGCCAUCCCUCGACUCUGGCGGGUCAAACACAUCAUGGACAAGAUUGGUAGUCUGGCUUUUUUCUCGGUCACACAAGGGGCCCAUAUGUUGUCUUCGACGAUCUUGCCCCAACGGUGGUUGUAUUCCAUGUGGCGAUCCCUGUAUAGUAAGUGUACAUUUGUCAUUUCUGACCUUCCAGGGCCCGAGACAACCUUGAAAAUAGCCACUAAAAAAAUCAAGUCUGUAAUAUGCUGGAUGCCACCAAUCCACCAGGUUGCUGUGGCGAUCUCCUUCUUUACCUAUGCUGACCAGGUGAGGAUGUCUGUGAUGGCUGACCGGACAGUCUUGCCCAACCCUGAGAUGUUGACCAGGGAUUUCAUUGCCAUCAUGGAUGACCUGUCCAGUUUACUGGGUAAUCGAAGGAUUCCCGGAGAACAACUCUCCAAAAAAAUGGAAGUGCACCAACUGGACUGUGAAAUUCAUGCUGAGCCCACUGUGGAACAGAUCCAGAUAAAGAUGACCAUCAUACAGCAAGAAAUACAGGAACUCAAGAUGCAGCUUGAUCUCGAUGGACGUCACACCAGCUCCGAGACGAAGCUCCGACGCAAGAUAGAGACUUUGAAGGAACAGUUUCGGGAGAUGAUGGUUGAGAUGCGCCAGAGAAAGGCUGCUGAGGAGGAGAAUGCCAUGAUUCUUACGGACGAGGAUCCUGAAAUUGAGGAUGAUGAGGACAAUGACCUUCGACGACCUUUCCGGCGCCGAACACUGUCUGUCAGCUCCCGAAUGUCCCGAAUGUCUACCGUCUCCACUUCCUCAACUGCUCGUCCUUUAGCCUCACCAUCGGUCGUUAUGGACAUGUACGAUCCCGAUACUUGGUCACAGUCCUCCAGAAUGGAUGGUAUCAGCAUAGGUAUGGCCGGAGGUAGGCAGACGUUGCCACGACGAACACAACAUAGGAACGAGGAAUUUGAAAUUCUUGAAUAUGCUCAUUCACCUUCGAUGGAGAGACGAAUAAGGACAGCGUAGAUUUGGAAUAUUACAAUAACAGAAGUUACCGAUGAGUUACAGAAAUUUGGAAUACUUAACUGAAAGAUGCAAAGACAUGGGUAAAUAACUUUUGUGAUAAAGAAGUAAAAAAAACUUACCUGUGAGAUAUUGGGAAUUAUUACUUGUGAGAUACAGAGAUUGGGAAUACUUACCUGAAAGAUAUAGAGAUGUGGAAAUCUCAUUUGUAAGAUACAGAGAUUGGGAAUACUAAUUACCUGAAGGAUAUAGAGAUAUGGUAAUCUCACUUGUGUGAUACAGAGAUUGGGAAUACUUACCUGAAAGAUUUAGAGAUGUGGAAAUCUCAUUUGUAAGAUACAGAGAUUGGGAAUACUUACCUGAAGGAUAUAGAGAUGUGGAAAUCUCAUUUGUGAGAUACAGAGAUUGGGAAUACUAAUUACCUGAAGGAUAUAGAGAUGUGGAAAUCUCAUUUGUGAGAUAGAGAUUGGUAAUAUUUACUUGUGAAAUACAGAGAUGAGAACAUAUUACCUGUGAAAUUCAGAGACUUGGAGUACUUAUCAGAAAUAUGAAGAUUUGGAAAACUCAUCUGUGAGAUACAGAGAUAUGGAUUUCUAGUAAGAUUAGACAGAGAUUAGUAUUGCUUAUUAAUGUGAGAUGAGAGAUUAGGAAUGCUUGCUGUGAGAUUAGGAUUUCUUACUUUUGAGAUUAUUUAAACACUUAAAAUACUCACCUGCGAAAUCAUAAAUACUGACUUGAAAAACCCAGAUUUGGAACAUUUCUAUGUGAAAUACUGAUAUUCUGAAUACUCAACUGUGAAAAGCAUUAAUUACUCAAGUUAUGGAGUAUCAAUCUUAAAUAGCAAUUAGAUGUUCACUGAAGUUUAACUUUAACCUUUUCCGCCCUCCAUAACGGAUGCGAAUAUCAUUACACCAGAUAUCAGCACACAACAUACAGUAUAAGCAGAUGUAGUAUUUACAUGUGAAGGUGAAACAAAGACUGGGCGAAUAUGGGUUUUAUCAGCAAAGGGCGAAUACUUGAUGGGGCAAAAGUUUCCCUGUAUACAGUACUCAUACUGACUUGUGUUUUGAGCGCAUUUUAUUUGAGGAAAUCCAAGUUUCCAAAGUACAAACGUUGUAGAGAUUUAUCUGUUAUAUGUUCUAAUGGUGUGGCGUGAUAAAUAAUUUGUGGAUUAUAUUCCUAUCCUUAUCUCAUUACCUGGUAACAAAAUCCGUCAAAAUAUGUGCAGGUUGGUGCAAGAAAUCACCUGUUUUAUCUAUAUUUUUAUCAAAAUCAAAUGUUACAAGAAAAAAAUGUUUUUAAACUUUCCUGACAUUAGAAAUAUUUUUAUCUAUUUGAUUAUUUUGAUUUAUUCUUUGUUGAGUGCAUUUUAAAUUACCAACUCGCAAAUCUCUGGAAAUAGAAUAUGUUUCUUAUUAGUCACCUCUUGUUUGUUUUGUCACGGACUUAGAUAAUUCCGUGGUUUUGUAUUUUUUUUGUUUUGAUAUUUUCUUUUAAUGUCUAGAUUUUCAAUUAUUUCCUUAUCACUUUUAACAUUUUCGUAAAAGGCAACAAGGUGCUAUUACAAUUUUUAUUUAAAUAUUAAAUAUUAUCGUUGGGAAUUCAAAAAUGACUUAUUAUAGCAAUGUCAUCACUACUAAGUAGAUGGAUAUGUUUGUGCCAAUUUUAAAUAAGCAAUGUGCAAUAUAUACUUAAACAUGUACAGUAAUAUACUGACGUGCGAGAUUUGAGAAAAAGACAGUAUUUGAAGGGAGAUAACUCAAACAGAAUAUUUGAAGGGAGAUAACUCCAACAUAUUUCAUUUCUU
This is a messenger RNA of Mizuhopecten yessoensis (Yesso scallop), 5339 nucleotides long. RefSeq lists its product as uncharacterized. The transcript is spliced from 7 exons. Gene Ontology annotation, biological process: triglyceride biosynthetic process. Gene Ontology annotation, molecular function: diacylglycerol O-acyltransferase activity; long-chain-alcohol O-fatty-acyltransferase activity. The record is from RefSeq and is a predicted model, not a curated record. Bases 488 to 3535 code for a protein of 1015 amino acids. Lineage: Eukaryota; Metazoa; Mollusca; Bivalvia; Pectinida; Pectinidae. Gene Ontology annotation, cellular component: plasma membrane.